AUGGGCAACUCCAAGAGUUGCUGCCUGAAGGCCAGUCCCAGUCCCAGUGCCAGCCCCAAGCUGGAUCGGGGCUCCAGGCAGGUUAAGUCCAAGUGUGAGUCUGAGGUUCAUGAGGCGGCUGCUAGGGACACAAGGGCAGUAGAAACAGUGCCUGCUACCCCGAAGUCUGAGUCAACUUCCAGAGCCCUCAAGCGCCACCACCUGAAGAACAUCAGCGCCCCGGCGACGCCCAAAGAACAAGACAAGAGGAAGAACAAUGAUCAUGACUUUGUCCAUACAUUACAUCAUAAAGACCAGCACGAAAUAAUUACAACGGACCACUUUCUGCGUGACCCUGAACUGAAGAGUGUGUACAGAUUUGUCUGUACUCUUUUCAGUGCUGAACACCUCACGGCUGAAUAUGCGAUUGUGACCUUGAUUUUCAUGGAAAGGCUUUUGGACUGUUCAAACAUUGACAUAACUCCCAUUAACUGGAGAAGAAUACUUCUGGGAUCUGCCCUUCUUGCCUAUGAGUAUUGGGGCAAACAGGCUCUGUGGGGCAGGGACUACUGCCAGCUCAUCAACAACAUCAUUACCGUCGAUGAUAUGAAUAAGAUAGAAAUAGAUUUUUUACGUUUAAUUCGGUUUAAUAUUCAGAUCACUGGCAGAGUGUAUGCCAGAUAUUACUUUGAACUUCUAAUGAUAGCCGAGAAAUACAAUGUGCACGAUCUAUUUGAACCUUUUUGCCAAAAACUUUGCCAGAAGGAGUUGCAAGAAAUAUUCAAAGUGAUGAAUAACAAGGAUCUACAACUGAGAUUACUCUACCCAGCAAAGAUCUCAUUUGGAUUUGAAGAAACAGUGCCUGCUACCCCGAAGUCUGAGCCAACUUCCAGAGCCCUCAAGCGCCACCACCUGAAGAACAUCAGCGCCCCGCUGACGCCCAAAG
Messenger RNA from Myotis lucifugus (little brown bat), 925 nucleotides. Its product is annotated as cyclin-Y-like protein 1. Gene Ontology annotation, cellular component: plasma membrane. The transcript is spliced from 8 exons. NCBI's taxonomy places the organism in Eukaryota, Metazoa, Chordata, Mammalia, Chiroptera, Vespertilionidae. The annotation marks the transcript as partial. The record is from RefSeq and is a predicted model, not a curated record.